GUCAAAAACUAAAUGUGACAAUACUAAUAAUGCUACUAUUUUUUCUAUUGUUGUCGAAUUCAUAAUAUAUUUAACAAUAUAAUACUGUAUUGAUACUUUUGUGUUUUCUCCUAUAUUCUCCUAAUAAGGAGAAAAUUCAUGCUAUCGUUAUGGCAGAAGAAUCAGCUGUAUCAAGACCAGGUGAAGCAGCGCUUAAAAAUAUGCAGCUGUUGAAAAGAGAAAGCAGUGUCUUCAAAGUUCCUAAAGUGCCACAAAAAAGACAGGAAAAGAAACGAGCAACGGUUCUAGAUGAAGAAGUGUACGUAGAGGGCAUUGCCAAGAUAAUCCAAAGAGACUUUUUCCCGGACCUAGAGAAGCUGAAAGCUCAGAAUGAAUACCUGGAAGCCUCGGAGAACAAGGACUAUACACGACUGCGAGAGCUCACACGCAAGUACAGUGGGCAGAGGCCGCCAACUGAACCUUACAACUCCCCAGCCACAUUUGACACCCCUGACAUAAACCACCAGCGCUCUCCGCCCAGAGAGCAAAGCACUGAACGCGCGCCAGAAAAGCCCAGGGAUGUCACCGACAAGCACUCGCUGGACUCGUUCCUCGCGGCGCACACUAGUGAGGACAAUGCCAGCUACGACCGCGUUAUAGCCUUGGAACAGAAGAAAAAGGCAGCUAAGAUAGGCCCGGCGCUGGCGGCCGAGGCCGAGUCCCGAGAGAAGGCCGACCUCGCGCUCGCCCUGCCGACCGUCGAGCAGCAGGCCGACCAGACCGAACGCCCGCUGGAGUUGGACACCUGGCGCUACACGGCCCGCAACCACAUAAUGUACGUGCCCGCCGGCGCCGGGUCGCAGCGGCCGCCGCCGAAGCCCGCGCUGCGGCGCCACAACACGCGCCUGCGCGCCGCGCCCUUCGACCCCGCCCGCAGCCGGGCGCACAUCGCCGCGCUCGCCCGGGACCAGGACGCGACCGCCCUUGGCAAGAUCGGCGUGGACGGCGCGGCGCAAGACCAUUCGCUGGUCCCGCCGCCCUCGCCCGCGCCGGGCGCCGGGCCCGACGCCUCGCCGCUCAUGACGUGGGGCGAGAUCGAGGGCACGCCCUUCCGCCUCGACGGCGGCGACACGCCGCUCCCGCACGUCGGAUGUGGAGCGGCGUACCGCAUGCUGGACACGGGCGCGCGCGAGCGCAUCGCGCUGCAGCUCGCCGAGCGCGCCGCGCGCCGCCGCCGCCCCACCACGCCCCGCGCGGCGCCGCCCACGCCCAGUUUCAGAUCGAACACGGAGCGCCUGGCCAGCAUGUCGCCGGCCGCGCGGCGCCUCGCCACCAAGCACCUGCUGUCGCCGCGAUCCCGGCUCGCCCCCCGCGGCGUCGGCGUCCACCGCCCCGCGUCCGGGCCCGCCCCCGCCCCCGCCGCCGCCGCCGCCGCCCCCGCCCCCGCCACCGACCCUCGCACCCCCCUGCUCCAGCCGGCCGCCGCUCAACCCCAAACCGACAACCUGACGGAUAACCUUCUUCAGAUUCAUUUGGAGAAGAGAUCGAGAUUAAAAGCGCAAGAUUUCUUCAAGUAGCGAAGGCCCUUCUCGGCAUUCUCAGAGACUAAAGUGGAUAUGAGACGGUGUGACGAUGACAGUGUCUUUCUCGCGGUCUUAUAAAGUGACGUUUAUUUCAUCAAGUCGAUGUAAGCCUGCAGUGUUAAGUGUGUCACUGUUAACGCAUGCAUUUUUAUGUAAGCGUUACAUAUUAAAACUGCCAAAAUCAAAAGGAUGUUAAAAUAAAGUGUUAAAGGGUUCUUUCUACUAUCGACAUACAGAAUCGGUGGAAAAUUACAAUGAAACAUUAAAUUAUUAAUAUUUA
Messenger RNA from Cydia pomonella (codling moth), 1842 nucleotides. RefSeq names its product splicing factor ESS-2 homolog (gene Es2). NCBI's taxonomy places the organism in Eukaryota, Metazoa, Arthropoda, Insecta, Lepidoptera, Tortricidae. The record is from RefSeq and is a predicted model, not a curated record. The coding region runs from base 150 to 1556 and encodes 468 amino acids. The transcript has 8 exons. Gene Ontology annotation, cellular component: catalytic step 2 spliceosome.